Molecule: messenger RNA, 1168 nt
Organism: Drosophila arizonae
Lineage: Eukaryota; Metazoa; Arthropoda; Insecta; Diptera; Drosophilidae
Gene: Sox102F
Product: transcription factor Sox102F
Biological process (GO): regulation of transcription by RNA polymerase II; cell fate commitment
Cellular component (GO): nucleus
Molecular function (GO): RNA polymerase II cis-regulatory region sequence-specific DNA binding; DNA-binding transcription factor activity, RNA polymerase II-specific
Source: RefSeq, a predicted model, not a curated record
GUCGGGAAAACGCAAAUCGCCCCCGAAUAAAUUUGAUGGCGAUUCAAAUAGCUCACUAGAUGUUGAAGGAUCCGCAACAGAGACUGGACGCCAAUUUAAUUUCCAAUUAAAUUUAAGCGAAAUCACACUCUCUGCUGCUAAAAUGCAACAACAAUUUGUUAACAAUAAAAAUAAGUGUACUGAGAAUGAGGAAGCCGGCUGUAAUAUUUUGGGGACCAGCGACGGUGAAGGCGAAGGUGUAAUCAAAGGCGAAGUUAUAUGCAAGGGGCAUGAAUUUAUGGAACUUGAGAUGGGUCCUGUGUCGGCUAGUGAUGGGGAGAACGCUUUGUUGGAUAUUGACGCACGGAGCAUUAGCACAGUAACUAGUUCCAGUGAAUCGGAAUUCGAUAAUGUCAGCCAGCCAGCUCAUCAAAUUGAAACGGCAAAAAGGCGUAUUCAAAUUACGUCAAAGUCGCGACUAUUAAAUGGUAUUUCGAAGAUGAAGCCAGCUACUGCGAUUGCUAACGCCAGUGAUAUACUGGCUUUACAUGAUCAAAAUUCUCGCUGCACAAAUACCCUGCCAACGUACCCAACGAAUGAGACAGCUGAGCCAAAGGAUGUCAAUAUCGAGAACGCGAGUGCUAUGAUAUUCAGAAGUCAGUAUAGAAACCUGAUAAAACAAGAACUUUUUGAGAAACCAGACACGGAUUCAAAAGAUCAAAUAAUGCAAAUAGAACAAAACAUUAUUGGUGUAGAACAACAACGUUUUUCGACUGCUAUGGAUGGCGGACAAUAUAUACCUAAUCGAAUGGAACUGCCAUCGCUAAAUGACCUCACUCAUCGUUUGGGCCUGGAUGCCUUUGGCAAGCAAAGCCUAUCAGACGACAACUCUUCGUUGCUCAAACCUUUAAGAGAAAUUGCCACGUUGACUGCAAGAGAGCCAUCCCAGCAAACAUGUGAAAAAAAUCGAGCUGUUUCAGAAAUGAUUCGGCAUUUGCAGCUCAUUCGAAGUAGAUUGAUCAGCCAGUACAUAUGUAGUAUGUACAUAUACAUAUAAGGUGUGCGAAAUUAGUUACUGGGACAAACACUUAACACAUUAUACAGUGGACGCCGGUUAUAACGGCAGUCAAGGGACCGACGAUUUUAUGUCGCUAUACCCGGACGACGCUUAAGCCGGAAGGAGCAAAAA